Molecule: messenger RNA, 138 nt
Organism: Penicillium oxalicum
Lineage: Eukaryota; Fungi; Ascomycota; Eurotiomycetes; Eurotiales; Aspergillaceae
Exons: 2
Coding region: 1-138 (45 amino acids)
Source: RefSeq, a predicted model, not a curated record
AUGGACUCGGUCAAAGGAAAGGUGGGAACAUUAACUUCAGAUAUUGCCACUGGCUGUGGAUAUGAAGCUAGCUCCCAUCCCCUCGUCAAUGAGAUCGACAUGUUCAAGGAGAGCUUCAUGUCUCGUCUGAAGGUUUGA